GGCGUCAAGUUAUUAGUAGGAGGAGUGAAACAUAUAACAAAACCCGAGAAUGUAAUGUAUUAAACACAUUUUCUGUUAGAAAUCGUUACACCUAUAAAUUGGAUUAACGAUAUGGAAGUCGAAUUCACGAGACUUUUCAAAAGAUGUUUAUCUUGAACGUCACCAACCAGAAAAGUGGUCCAGGACAAAGGAAAACCGUUCAUUUAAAAUCACCCUUAAUCACUAACUCAAUUGGCAAGUAGCAAUAUUUUCAAAACAUUGUGUUCGUAUUAAUUUCUCCCGUUUAUUUUUCAAUGUAUCUAUUAUUUUGAGGAUCUGCAGCAUGAACUAACAAGGUCUGAUGUUUGUUAGACAAGCCUAGAUUUACCCCUGGUCAGUUUUUAUAGUUGAACGAGGCGAACGAAGACUAACAAUUUUAACCCUAUUUACUAAAAAAUCUCUGUUUCCAUUGUAAAACUAUCACUAUGCUUUAAUCUCACUAAGCUGGGGUUUGAUCUACAAGCAAAUUUUAAAUGUUGUGAUUCCGUUUAAACUUUUUUUCUAAAGACGUUUAAAUACAAAAGCCCAAACUAUACAUUGUUUCUUUAGCGCACUAAUCGAGCUAAGAUCUAAUUAACAACCAACCCUAAAUAGCUAAAGAAUUUCUGCUAAUCAAGGGAUUGAAGGACUAAAAUUAUCAGAAAGUGGAUAAUCUUGACAUUAGAAAAGUGUUGGAUGAUUUACAACAUGGUUUUCUAUUAUUGUUACAUCAAGGUUGGUUGUUAAUUCGGAGAAUUAGCUGAUAAGUCUCGUUAGGCCUUUUAUCAAAAGUCAUUGCAAGUUGUAACAUAGCUGACUAAUUAUUGAAGCUUCUGCAAAAUUAUUGGGGCAACCUCUUUUGAUAGCAAAAACUUGGACAACAUUCCAACCUGCCAAAAUUCCUUGAAACACCCUAUUGAUAAUGAACUGUAUUUUGUAAAAAAGACACCACACCCCUCUCCCCCAAAAAAAUAUUGGUUGUGUAACUUUUAAAUAUUGCUAUCAAUCAGAAAUGAAUCAGUUUUCCCCCACUGAACGUCUUAGCUUGGCAUUUAGCAACAUUGUUUGAAAAGAGAGGGAAAAAGGGGAUGCAGUAUUAAACAUUUAGAAAUAUAAUGCGGAUGAAAACCAAGACUUUUGGAAAGCUAGUGAAAAUUUAUACGUUCUGGGAAAGCGUGAAAAGGAAUUGUCAACUAUUGUCACGGUUCAUGGGUCUAUAAGAAAGCGUGAGAAAAGCAAACUAUAUUGUGGAAAAUCAAACAGUGAAUUUCUCUAAAAAGAUUUUAACUUUAUAAAAUCAAGACAUGAUGAAUAGAAAAAUAUUAAAGCUAAUUGACGAAAUGAAUUCAAGCAAUAUAAACUUUUAUGCAAUGAGAUGAUUUUGCAAGCAGUCGGGCUUUGACCCUUUUACUUUUACCGUUAAAAAAUGCAACUCAGUGACUUAAAACACUAUACACUCUUGUUAUAACAACCAGAUAACUUUUUCCGAGCCUCGAUGUUCUUAACUUUUUGAUAAUUUUAGGCCCAAAUGUUCUUAAAAUUGUUCUUAUUUUAAGAGUGAUUUUUUUGCGAAAAUUUGAGAAGUUACAUACUGUAUAUAGUUUCUAAGACGUUUUAAUGGGUAAGUUUGCAAAUAAAGCAAUGACUGUUAGCGUUUAUGGACAGACUUGCAUAGUUUUGUUCUGUUGACAUAAAUUUCAAAAUGCAAAUUAUUUUUUUUCAAUUUUCUCAUCUGAAGCUGAGCAUGUUCUAGCCUCGUUCUUAUUUUUUGGGCAAAUCGAGCCUCAGUGUUCCUAUAAAGUGUGUUCUUAUAAAAAAGGCGUGUACUAAUCUAGGGAAUAUUGAAUUACAGUAAAUGAGGAGGUUUUUCCAAGCCUACUCCAUUCGGAAACAAUAAAUCAAAGCUUAAAAUAGUUCAACCUUUACAAUAACACUAAAAUGCACAUUUGUCUUUUCAUGACUUUGAAAUAUUAAAAUUUCACAGCUGUCUCACAUUGACAAAGCAUUAGAAGUUCCUCAAUAAUAAAACAUAUUAAUCUACGGAUUUCUGUUGUAUGAAGUAAACGGAACUUCUUGUGCAAACAAGAGGAGUAAAUUUACAUUUAGACCUCGGAAUCACACACGUCUGUGUAAACAUAUCGUUAUUACGCUUGUGUUUUGGUUCUAGCUGUUGGUAGAUUGUCUGCUAUAAUAUGCUAGCUUCUUUCUUAAAAAAUUUUUUGCAUGAUGUGUUUACCAUCUCAAGUGACAGUUUUCCGUUUUGUGGUUGCGCGAAACAUCGUUAUAAUUACAGUAGAAACCAACAUAAAAGAACAUCCCUUUAUUUAGACGUAGGCUGAAAAAGUCUUGACAAAAAUAGAAAUACAAGAGUAGGGUUAAGGAUUACUCAUUUUUUUUAUAAGAAACAAAGGUCGAUGUUGAGUACUCCAGUUUCUUAAUAUUCUGGAAAUUUCAAUACUCGCUGUUUCUUAAGAGUUUCUUAAUCAUUAUGUCAUGAAUGAUGUUAUGAAAUGUUAAUGUUAUGAAAUGAUAUAGAACUUGCAAAUGGCUGCGAAAAAAGCCGCCAUUUUGAAGACAGAAGGAGUCCGUUUUCUCUCUUGGACUCCAGUGGUAAUUUCUUCUUAGACACGCGGCACUGAUUGGUCAACUUUACCGGUCUUGUGCUUGCGUUUUUCUGAUUGGACUAUUUCGAUCCACAACUGGGUAUAUAUUUUUCAUCGUGUUCUUUCGGAACCUUAUUCCGACGUUUUAUGCUCUGGAGAGUGUCAGACGAAAAAGGCUCUUAGCCAAUAUGCUGUAAAAGAUCUUAUUUAGUUUCUUUAAACCUGGUUCAAGCCAGUCUGUUCCCACACACAAGAAUAAUAAAAUUUAGCAGGGAAAAAGCUAAAUGCUGCGUCGGCCGACAAUUUAAAUUUCAACAAAAGAAGCUGGUGAGUUGGCGAGAUGGUAAAUUAGAGAGAGAGAUUGCUUACCAACAUAUAAAUGGGAUGGAUUUGAGGGUGCUGGGAACCAUAGAUUCUAAAAUUCUAAAUAUGAGCAUUAGGUGCGGGGGUUUAUACAGACGUUUUUCUAUUAAAAAUGCAGAUAUGACAUGUCGUGAUAAAUGAGUGUUAUAAACGGAGAUGUCUUAGAAAGAAAAAACGAUAAUGAAAUUAAUUUGAUAGUUAAGGUGUUCGCAUAUCUAUGAUUCCAUGCGUUUUUUAGAUUUGUUUUGAUCGGAAAUUCCUUGUGUAUCAUGAAACUGAAAAUCUUGAGAACUUUCUGACUCUCGUAGUCUGAAAAUCUUAAAAACUUGUAGUUUUACCCUCUUGGAGAGUGAUGUAUCUUUUUGGCAUUAAAUAGCCCAUCCUUGAAUCUCCAUGGUUCUUGAUAUGGACUACGUUUUGAAGAGCGCGGGAACAAUUCUCAAACCCAACAUGGUACACGUAGUCAACACACUAAGCAGCUUAGUCUAUUACCCAAAAGAUUUUCCCGUUUGAAUUAAUCUUGUACUUUUGGCGUGUUUGCUUGGCAAAACGUCUUGGCCUUUUUUAUUUAGAUAAAGUAUUUCCAGCGCAAAGCCAUUUACUUUCAGUUCGCGAAGAGAUAAGCAUUAAUUUUAAAUUUUCCUUUAUCGCAAAUGCAGAAAUUUGCCUUUGGCUUCACUUGAGCUCUUGCAAGUUUGAUGUGAUUUAUCUUCAGACUACACUACUGACAAUUCCAAUUAUUGAAAGUUUGAAACUCGCAUUUCUGGCUAUAGACAUCUGGUUGAAUGCAAAGUAUUUACAGUUCAAACAAAAGAUUUUUCGCUGGCUUUGUACUCAAACCAUUUCUGUGCAGAUCAUUUUUAUGCAAAGUCUGUUUAAAAAGGAGCCUCAAAACACUUCAUUGGCAUUAUCUCGGAUUAGUUGGCAACUUCAAAAGCACCCACGACUAAUUAGGAAGUAUUACAUGCACUAAUACAGUACUUUUCUUUUGAUAUCGAACCUGCUCCAUGAACAGAAUCCAAUGCCACAAAUAUUAACAUUCGGAAUUAUUGGGUGGAAAAGAUUCAGAAAUAGGAGCUUUAUAAAUUGCACGAUAGGAGCUUGAUUCAAGGCUGAGACCAGUAGCAAAAGAGGCUCUUCUCCGGAUGAAAAUAUGAAUCAAAUUCUUCAAAUAAUACACAAUUAAUUCAGUGCAAGACGUGAAAGGGACGUAAAGGCAGACAAGAUGCUAAGAUAUCGUCAAUGAAAUUUUCUUGUAAUCUCUUGGUUUAAAUUGGCUGUAAGAUAGUAAAGAAACGAUUAUCCCUUGCUUUGUGGUGUGAACUCCUUGUAAAGAUUUUAAAGCUACAGUCUACAUCGACAAUGCUACCAAAUUUAAAGCUUGCAAUGAAAACGAGAACAUUUUCUGACUAUCGAUGAAAAGAACGUAUUGCCCGCCUGAAAGUGACUGUUUCCAAGCCGACAUGAACACACCAGUUUCAUUUAUUUUGCUAAUGGUUUUUGUCAACAUGGCACGAAUUCGGGCAAAAAAUAUCGACAAUAAGUUAUUAAAGACACCAGCAACAAACAGCCUGAACACGAUGAGACCAGCUAUGCUUGUUAAAGACCCCAAUACAAAGCCCCCGAUGAAAAGACAAGACAAAAGGCCAACACCAGCAGAGCUAUCUACAGCGUUUGAAAAUGUAAUGAAAACCUAUGACAAGAAAUUCAGACCGUUAUAUGGAGAGAAAGCACUUCAAGUUGCGCUGAAUUUUAUUGUAUUGUCCUUUGGAAAUAUCCGUGAAGUAGAAAUGGAAUUCGAGGUGGAUCUGUACUUUCUGCAGCUCUGGAAUGAUCCUCGUUUCAAUAUAUCUGGGAUUCAUCAUGAGAAUGCUACAAUAGAACUAAUUGGCUCUGACGUAGAGCAGAUCUGGGUGCCUGACACCAUAUUCAUUAACUCAAAGAAAUCGAAUUUCCACCACGUGACUCUUGAAAAUAGAUUUAUGACUGUUAAUCUAUCAACAGGCGAAAUCGUUUAUCAUGCCAGAAUAACAUUGACAGGUGCUUGUCACAUGAACCUCCGUUACUAUCCAUUUGAUCAGCAAAUCUGCUACAUUGCGUUAGAGAGUUAUGGACAUGACAGAAUUGAUAUCCAGUAUCAAUGGUUUACUAGAGGUUGUAAUGACUCUUGCGGUCUUGUUUAUAUAUACGAACGAAACUUAGCCAACUUUGAAAUUAUUGAAGCUGUAAAGACACUUGAGAAAACUAUUUAUCAUACUGAAAACUUCUCUUCAGCCACUGGCAAAUUCGUAUUUCAACGCAAGACGACAUACUUCUUACUUCAAGUAUACCUGCCGUGUAUUCUCAUUGUAAUGGUAUCUUGGGCCUCGUUUUGGAUCCACGAAGAAGCAGUUCCGGCUCGAGCGGCUAUAUGCGUGACGACAAUUUUAACAAUAAUAACAAUGCUUGGGGUUGUUAACGUCAACAUGCCCAAGGUUUCAUACGUCAAAGCUGUCGAUUUCUAUUUGUUUAUAUCCUUCCUGAUGGUGUUCUUGUCGUUACUAGAGUAUAUAAUAGUUCUUAACCUUGAGGCAUUCUGCAAAAGGAGACUUCAGAAAAAGAAAAAUGACUCUUUCUCAAACAACCACAAGAGCCACAGUGUGGUAGUGAAGGUUUGCGAUGACAGCAUCUCCGAGUCCACUUAUCUGAAUGGUUACAGUGAUUAUGAAAAUAAUACUCGGAAAAGAGGGAACAUUCAAAAUGGCAAGUCUCACUUUACCCUGAAAUUGAAUAACUCAAAAGGUAGCUCAAUUACAGACCAUUUAUCAAAAGAGAGCCAAGAAAUGCUCCUUGAGGAACUCAUGAUGCUGAAAGAACCAUCAGCGGUGGAUGUGGUUUCUAGAUUACUUUUUCCUUUGCUAUUCAUUGUCUUCAACCUAUGCUAUUGGUUGGUAUACUUAGAUCAGUCCCAUCUGGCUCUUGCUAAUUGAAAUUAUAGAUGCUAUGAAAAUGUGGCCUCACAAGUCUACUUCAUAUGUGACAUGUAAUUCUUUUUGACAAGGACAGUGCAAAGAGUACUGCUACAAGAUUUAGAUGAAGUACAAAAGAUAACUUGCUAUAGGGAUCGUCGUGUUAGUGGAAAUUAUGUAUAUAUAGAUAUCAAAUAGGAAGCAUAAUGAAGAUGUGUAGCACCUACGUAGCAGUCAUCUUUAUCAAUCAUAAUCAUCAAUCAUAAUCAUCAAUCAUAAUCAUCAAUCAUAAUCAUCAAUCAUCAAUCAUCAAUCAUAAUCAUCAAUCAAAAUCAUCAAUCAAAUUCAUCAAUCAAAAUCUUCAAUCGUAAACACCAUCAAUCACCAUUAAUCAUCAUCGAUCAUCAUCGAUCAUCAUCAAUCGUCAUACAUUAUUAUAAUCAAUCAUGAUAUUUCAUUUGUCAUUAUGAUCAUGAUAAUAAUCAAGUCAUCCCCAUCAUCAUCGCUUAUAUAUUAUGGAAAGUUACAAAGUGACAUGAAGUUAGUAAUGAGCUUAUUCCUUUGCUCUUGUUUUCUCAAUUGAAAUGAGACUCAUUCUUUCAUAAAAUUUAUUGUUUUAGAUUAAGUGUAAUCCUCUUAACUGUGAAAUUCGUAUUGUUGUAAACAUUCAAUCCAGUUUGCUUCUUGUAAAAUGAUUUCGUACAAAAGACAUUACGAUUGUAAUUUUUGUUUUCAAGAACCUGUUGUGUCAGAUUACUACAAGGUGUAGUGUUUUACGUUUGUGGCAGGCUUUUGAAGGACUAAUAAGUCAUUGUUCCUUGAAACGAUCGUCUGACAAAAUAUUCCGAGAAUUCAGUUCCAAUGAGAAAAAGGUCAAAUAGAAAAAAGACAAGACCUUUAAUCAUAUUAUUCAUAAUGAGUUUUUACUUUUAUAAAGUUCAGUAAAAAAUUACCAGGUGCAAGAUCAUUUUUUGAUUAUGAUUUAAGUCAUCUAAGUAGCAUUCAGUUUUAGUUCGUUUUUGAGAAAAAUUGCUAGCAAAAAAAUCAAGAAAUAGUUUUUUAGCUAUUUUUCAUUUGAUUAUCAAAAUAUGCUCAGACCUUGCGGAGUUUUGUAGAUAAAUAUCUUUGAAAAUUGCAUUAAAAUUAUAACUCUUUGCCGAUAAUUAUGGUCAAUAGCAAUCUAAUUUAAACACAGGAGAAGGUAUGGCAUGGAGACACUUAUUUGCAAAAAUAUAUGGCUUUUUUACUUUGAAUGGAAGGUAACGAUCUAACAGUGGGUUUAUUGUACUUGUGAAAGUAUCAAAAAACUUUUAAGCACAAACAAAUCUAGUAGAACUAUCAAACUCUGACGACAAAAUUUUAAACAAUACAGUUGCGAUAUUGUAAUGUUUUCUAUCUUGUGGACGAUUAAGAAAAGAGUCUUGUUGCACGGUGAAUAAUUGAGACUUCAUAUAUUUGAUAUAACAUAUAUUUCAGAACAAUUUAAUGAUUUAACCAACUAUGAAUGUCUGCCAAUGUCAAAGAUGAAAUAAAAAAAUUAGCAGAUUUGUAAUCUGUUGGAGAAAAAUCUGCAAAAGAAAUACACAGGUUAUUGCCUCAAUUUUGCCAACAUCGAUGAGCAAGUGAGGACUCUAAUAGCCAAGAUAUUUUUUUGGCAUUUUAUCAAAUUAAGAAUAGAUAUCGACUCAUUCGAAUAUAUGCUUACUAGAAGCUACAUUCUUAUAGGUAAUUUUUGAUUGUUAAACUAAGUGAUGACAACACCCAAAAUUAUGGGUUAUGGCACAAGCUUUCUCUUAAAAAUUCUUGAGAGUCGAAGUGAAAGACUGUCUUCUAACAACAUCUUUCAUUAUAAAACCAAAACAUAACCAGAAAAAUAAGUUUUUGGGACUUUUAAAAACACUUUUGAGUUCUCUAAUGCCGCUGAGAGUUUGAAAUUACAAAGUUUUUGAGGAAUUUUUUCAAGCUACAAAUUGAAAACUGACAUUUCAAUUGUGAAUAAAACAUGAUCCAAAUAUUUUGUUGACAAUUGCUGA
Rhopilema esculentum is the source of this 7965-nucleotide messenger RNA. Its product is annotated as glycine receptor subunit alphaZ1. Gene Ontology annotation, biological process: monoatomic ion transmembrane transport. Gene Ontology annotation, molecular function: extracellular ligand-gated monoatomic ion channel activity; transmembrane signaling receptor activity. The record is from RefSeq and is a predicted model, not a curated record. Gene Ontology annotation, cellular component: membrane. Lineage: Eukaryota; Metazoa; Cnidaria; Scyphozoa; Rhizostomeae; Rhizostomatidae.